AUGAGGACAUUAAAGCAAUUGGCAAUAGAUGAAGGCUUCAAGUAUCCUUCUGCAGCAAAAGCACUAGAGGAAGAGUUUUACAUGGAUGACCUCCUCAGUGGAAGCCACAGCAUUGAGGCCGCUAGGCAAUUACAAGCAGAUUUGAUUAAUUUACUCAAAUCGGGAGGAUUCAAUCUCCGAAAAUGGUCAUCAAACGAAGUUGAAUUAGUACAAGGAGUCAGCACAGCAGGCAGCAAUCAGCAGCAGCCAUUUGAUUUCAAACACCAGGACUCCACCAAAGCAUUAGGGCUCCGAUGGAAUCCACAACGUGAUCAGUUUUCAUUUGAAAUAAUACUGAAACCAUCAUCAUCAAAGCCAAUAAGCAAGAGAAUCCUAUUAUCUGAAAUAUCCCAGGUUUUCGAUCCGAUUGGGGUGGCUCUCUCCCGUAACUACCACACUGAAACAUCUAUUUCAAAAAGUAUGGCUACUGGAAGACGUGCAAUGGAAUGA
This is a messenger RNA of Hyposmocoma kahamanoa, 489 nucleotides long. RefSeq lists its product as uncharacterized. Bases 1 to 489 code for a protein of 162 amino acids. The record is from RefSeq and is a predicted model, not a curated record. The transcript has a single exon. Lineage: Eukaryota; Metazoa; Arthropoda; Insecta; Lepidoptera; Cosmopterigidae.